AUGAAGGAAUCUCAAGUAUAUUUAGAACUAAAUAGAUCUCGCCAACAUGAUUUCCUAUACCCACUUAUUUUUCGGGAGUAUAUUUAUGCACUUGCUUAUGAUCAUGGUUUAAAUAAAUCGAUGAUUUUGUUGGAAAAUGAGGAUUAUGGUAAUAAAUUCAGUUCACUAAUUGUGAAACGUUUAAUUAUUCGAAUGGAUCAACAGAAUCAUUUGAUUAUUUCUGCUAAUGAUUCCAACCAAAAUCCAUUUUUUGGGCACAACAAUAAUUUGUAUUCUCAAAUGAUAUCGGCGGGAUUUGCAGUCAUUGUGGAAAUUACAUUUUCCUUACGAUUAGUAUCUUACUCACAAGGGAAAGAAGUAGCAAAAUCUCAUAAUUUACAAUCAAUUCAUUCAAUAUUUCCUUUUUUAGAGGACAAAUUCUCACAUUUAAAUUAUGUGUUAGAUGUACUAAUACCUCACCCCAUCCAUCUAGAAAUCUUGGUUCAAGCUCUUCGCUACUGGGUAAAAGAUGCUUCUUCUUUGCAUUUAUUACGGUUCUCUCUCUACGAGUAUUGUAAUUUGAAGAGUUUUUUUACUCCAAAGAAAUAUAUUUCUAUUUUUAAUCCAAGAUUAUUCUUGUUCCUAUAUAAUUCUCAUGUAUGUGAAUACGAAUCCAUUUUCCUUUUUCUCCGUAACCAAUCUUCUCAUUUACGAUCAACAUCUUCUGGAGUCUUUCUUGAACGAAUUUUUUUCUAUGGAAAAAUAGAGCAUCUUGUAGAAGUCUUUUCUAAUGAUUUUCAGAACAACCUCUGGGUGUUCAAAGAUCCUUUCAUACAUUUUAUUAGAUAUCAAGGAAAAGCAAUUCUAGCCUCAAAAGAUACGUCUCUUCUGAUGAAUAGGUGGAAAUAUUACUUUGUCGAUUUAUGGCAAUAUUAUUUUUACGUGUGGUCUCAAUCAGGAAGAGUCCGUAUAAAUCAAUUAUCUAAAUAUUCUCUCGACUUUCUGGGCUAUCUUUCAAGUGUGCGAUUAAAUCCUUCAGUGGUACGGAGUCAAAUGCUAGAAAAUUCAUUUAUAAUAGAUAAUGCUAUAAAGAAGCUGGAUACAAGAAUUCCAAUUAUUUCUCUGAUUGGAUCAUUGUCUAAAGCGAAAUUUUGUAACACAUUGGGGCAUCCCAUUAGUAAGCCGACGUGGUCCGAUUCCUCAGAUUCUGAUAUUAUUGACCGAUUUGUGCGUAUAUGCAGAAAUCUUUCUCAUUAUCACAGUGGAUCUUCAAAAAAAAAGAGUUUGUAUCGAAUAAAAUAUAUACUUCGACUUUCUUGUGUUAAAACUUUGGCUCGUAAACACAAAAGUACUGUACGUGCUUUUUUGAAAAGAUUAGGUUCGGAAUUUUUGGAAGAAUUCUUUAUGGAGGAAGAACAAGUUUUUUCUUUGAUGUUCCCAAGAGUUUUUUCUACUUCGCGAAAGUUAUAUAGGGGGCGAAUUUGGUAUUUGGAUAUUAUUUGUAUCAAUGUUCUGGUCAAUAAUGAAUGA
Messenger RNA from Theobroma cacao (cacao), 1509 nucleotides. The record is from the annotation of a RefSeq genome assembly. Lineage: Eukaryota; Viridiplantae; Streptophyta; Magnoliopsida; Malvales; Malvaceae.